Messenger RNA from Rana temporaria (common frog), 1482 nucleotides. RefSeq names its product trace amine-associated receptor 3-like. The coding region runs from base 430 to 1443 and encodes 337 amino acids. Gene Ontology annotation, biological process: G protein-coupled receptor signaling pathway. The transcript has a single exon. Gene Ontology annotation, cellular component: membrane. Lineage: Eukaryota; Metazoa; Chordata; Amphibia; Anura; Ranidae. Gene Ontology annotation, molecular function: trace-amine receptor activity. The record is from RefSeq and is a predicted model, not a curated record.
CUCAUGAUUUUAUCAGUCAAAAAUAUUUUUACAUUAUAUUAUGUUUUAUUGUAGCCCUGAUGAAGAGGGAGUUCCUUUGACCCCCGAAAUGUGUUGGCUGUCUUUUAUCACAAUCAAUAAAUGUAUUUGGACUCCUUCCAUAUAUGCACGGCUUCUUCUUUUGGUAGCCAGUCACCAGCCGGGUCGGAAUAGAUCUGUAAGUGUUACGUAAGUGAAGCAGAGAAAAAUCUGGUAUCCUGCACAGUUAGAGAGGGGUCAGGUGUAUGGCAGUGUUGUGUGAAUUUCAGGAUAGGUUGGUCAGAAAUACAAAUCUGUUGGCAGGUAAAAUAAUUACGUAUUUUAAUUUAAUUAUUGGAUAACACUAUUCGCUUGCCUAUAUCUCUCAUUUUAGAGGAUCUAGAGGAACAUUUCUACAGCAAGACAUUUGGCAUGGAUAGAACAUUCACUAAUUCAGUUUGCUUGCAAUUUGAAAAUGUCUCAUUUUUCUGCCCAACUGACAGGCCUCUUGUUACACGUCUUGGAAUGUACAUUUUUCUUACUGUCUGCAUAACAAUAACAGUCUUCGGAAAUCUGGGAAUCAUUAUCUCCAUCAGCCAUUUUAAAACGUUGCAUUCCCCAACAAAUUUUCUCAUUCUUUCCAUGGCUGCCACAGAUUUCCUUCUUGGUGUCCUCAUAAUGCCUUGUAGUAUGGUGAGAUCUGUGGAAAAAUGUUGGUAUUUUGGAAAACUGUUUUGUAAAAUCCAUUACAGUUUUGACUUAAUGCUUAGUGUCAUCUCAAUUUUCCAUCUUUGCUCUAUAGCCAUUGAUAGAUUUUAUGCUGUAUGCGAUCCUCUCCACUAUCUAAUUAAAAUGACUACAGAUGUCAUUAAAAAAAUGGUAUUGGUCUGCUGGUCUCUGCCAGCUAUAUUUGCUUUUGGAGUUGUCAUAACAAAUUCCCAUGUAUCUGGAAUAGUUGGAUAUGAGUCAUUAGUGGAAUGUUUUAAUUUAUGUCCAAUUACGUUCAACAAAUUGUGGUCUGUGAUUAUGUUUUUUGCAUGCUUUUUUAUUCCUGGCUCGGUUAUGGUUGGAAUUUACAUACAAAUAUUCAUAGUGUCUCAAAGGCAUGCUAACAUUCUGAAACACGUUAUGGGGAACUUGAAGGACAAAUUGCCAUCUCAAAUUUCCAAGCAGAAGGACCGGAAAGCAGCAAAGACACUGGGAAUUGUGAUGGGAGUGUUCAUAUCCUGUUGGAUGCCAGUGUUUAUAACCAUUUUAGUCGAUCCAUUUCUCAACUUUUCCACACCUGAACUUUUGUUUGAUGCUCUCAACUGGCUUGGCUAUAUCAACUCAACAUGUAAUCCACUAAUAUAUGGAUUUUUCUAUCCAUGGUUUAGAAAAUCACUAAGACAUAUCAUUUUUGGUAAAAUAUUUGAACCUGACUCUAGCUUAGCGAAUCUAUCUUAAAGUGUGUUUAAACCCAAGAAUAAAAAAAAUAUACUGCAA